Molecule: messenger RNA, 665 nt
Organism: Trichogramma pretiosum
Lineage: Eukaryota; Metazoa; Arthropoda; Insecta; Hymenoptera; Trichogrammatidae
Gene: mRpS33
Product: 28S ribosomal protein S33, mitochondrial
Exons: 1
Coding region: 289-636 (115 amino acids)
Cellular component (GO): mitochondrion
Source: RefSeq, a predicted model, not a curated record
GCUGACUCUUCUAGACAGAACCAAAGAAGAAGAAGAAUAAAGAAAAGUUGGUUUAAUCUAAGUAAAAUUGUGUAUAAUCAAAUCAGAUUUAUUGCAUAUUAAUACGUUUUAAAAUCGUAAAAGAUAAGCUAUUAUGUAUUAAACAAAACGGUCAAAAACGAAAUUAUAAAAAUUAUAUAUGUGUCUGGAUCUUAACAUAACAUUGGUGUAUUCGUUGUGUCACGUGAUCAAACAAGUACUCUGCGAGUUCUACUGCUACUAAGUAACUCAAAUUCAACAACAUCGAAAAUGAGCAAAUACGUGAAUCUCGCUAAUUUAACUACAAAUUAUGCUAAGCGAAUGAAUCGUUUAAGCAACAGAAUUUUUGGAGAAGUUGUUCGACCGACCAAUCAAAAAUCCAUGAAAGUUGUUAAACUCUUUAGUGAGAAACCAGUAGAUAAAAGAGAAGAAAUUGUACAAUACUAUCCAAGGCUUAGAGAAUCUCAUGUUUUGAUGAAACAUCUUCGAUGGUAUGGAUUAUUCAGAGAUGAACAUCAAGACUUCAAAGAAGAAUACCAAAGGUUGAGAGAAUUGAGAGGAAAAUCGGCUUGGAAGUAUGGAGAGAAAAAGAAAGACUCAACGAAAACUCUGAAAUAAUUUUUAAGUAUUAUUUAUUUUUAGUUUUU